Eupeodes corollae is the source of this 6075-nucleotide messenger RNA. RefSeq lists its product as uncharacterized. Gene Ontology annotation, molecular function: protein binding. Gene Ontology annotation, cellular component: plasma membrane. NCBI's taxonomy places the organism in Eukaryota, Metazoa, Arthropoda, Insecta, Diptera, Syrphidae. The transcript is spliced from 21 exons. The record is from RefSeq and is a predicted model, not a curated record. The coding region runs from base 1756 to 5229 and encodes 1157 amino acids.
GUUUUGAAAGCUUCCGCAAAUCAAGGAGCAGCGCGUCGUUCCGCAUCAGGUGUUGGUAAAUGUGAAAAACGGUUAUGGCUCUGCUGCCUUAUAAUAUCCUUGUGUUUCCUGUUUGCUUUGUAAUAAUAAUAACUGUAUGUCUAUAAACGGAUAUUUGUUUAAUUGUAUUUUGUUCUUUCUUCGUCCUCGGAAAAGGAUAAUUUAACAAGAAAAAAGAAAAACAAAUAAAAUAAAAUUAAAAAAACGGAACAAUUGAAAUCGCAGUGACCGUGAAACUGUAUCAGUGAGAAACACAGGAUAUAUACUAUAUUAUAUAGAAAGGACUCCUCCAACGAGUUCAGAGUGUCAGAGUUUACCUCUGCUCUGACGUCAACGAGACGCCCCGUGACGGUAGUUGUGAUCUUGAAACGUUCGUCGACGUUGACGUCGAUGUCGACAUCGUCGUUGUCAUUGUCGUUGUUUGGUAAUAUACUCGUGUAGAAUAAGCUGAAUCAGAACCAGCAGCAAAAGCGUCAACAACGUAUGGAUGUAUGUAUGGGUACUGUAUUAGUCAGUGAGUGCGAAUAAUAUACUGAAAUGAAGGAAGAGAAAUAAAAUUGAAAAAAAAAUCACUCAUACGCCGUGAUGUACGUAAUUAGAAACAACGAGUGAAGGGAAUUAUUAUUAUAUGUGUGUCAUAAGCGACACAUCCAGUAUAAAUAAAUUCCCCAUCAAAUAAAAAUAAUAAACCAAAUAAAUUACUCAUAGAAAGUAAAAAUAAAUAUUAAUUAAAUCGUAGAUACGUUAAAACAAAAAUAAAAAUUGAAAAAAGUGUUCAUUUAAAAAAAAGUUUAAUUAUUAAAACAAAAAAUUAUAUUAAUAAUAAAUCCACACUGCCUCAAAUAAAAGCAAUUCAAUUCAAUGUGCGUAUAAAAAUAGUGUUAAAACGUUUUAAAAUUAAUUCAACAUUUAAAAAAUAAAUAAAUGUAGAAAAAAUAAAUUACAGUGCGUUUUCAGUUUUUAAAUAAAUUAUUAAAUAAUAAUAAUUAUAUAAAUAAAUAAGUGAAUUUAAAAUAAAACAACAAAACAAUCACAGAUUCCAAUUAAAUUUAAUUAAACAAAAAUAAAAUAUUUCUAUUUAUCGGAUUAGUAUCUCUAUAAUGAAAUACGGUACACGUACUCAAAAGGAUUAUGGGACUCACGUAAUCGCACCGAUUGCAUUCGAAGGGGAUUUUAAUCGACUCCGAUAGAAAAAGAAUCAAGUGAAGAGUUAAAUCGAAAGCCAGUUCGUUGUGUUUUUUUCUCGCUUAUAAAUUUAAUUCUUUAUUUUUGUUCGUCUAUGUGAAGCACCUUUUUCAACCCCUCACAACCACCCUCAACUUCAGCCCCUUGCCUCAAAACACUCACAGGCUAAAUCGAUAAAUAAAAUAAAAAAAAAUAAAAACACGGAGAAAGGAACCUUGUCAUUGGAUUAUUGAGAUUCAGGUGGCAGAGAGGAGAGGAUUAAAGCAGAUUGGAACGCGAAGGACGUCGAAUAAAACACACAAAAUAACGAUCUGGUAUUUAUUUCGAUUGCUUUAAGACGACGCUUUGAGAAAGAUUGAUAAGUGACGAUAAGAAGUGGAAUUCAAUAAAAAUAGACGUCAUCACAAAAUAGAAAAGAACUAAUUCAACAUUUAAUAAAAUGUCAAAGGUGUAAUCGAAUAUUUUUUUUGGAAUUGGAAACGGGUGCGAACGGAGCCAAGCAGCGGAAGCUGAAGACGUAUAGGAUAGGCAAUGUUUAAAGAUUCAAUAAUGACGAAAUGGCGACGAAAAAGCAGCAACAUUUCGAGCAUUUCCAUCGUCAACGACGACGUUGCAGUCGAUGCAUCGAUCAAAUCAAAAAGGACCUCCCUCGCCACAUCAUCCUGCUCAAUGAUGCUGCGACGACCAUCAACAACACCGACAACAAUAUUCGUUAUUGUCCUGAGUCUAGUAGCGAUACUUUCAUCUGUAGUGACCGGAGCCGGAACUCCAACAACAACAACGAAACCCUCCCAACUGGCUCCUGUCACCCAAUGCAGGAUGUCAGAAUUCACAUGUACCAACGGACGGUGUGUGUCCUUAAAUAAUUUCUGUAACAAUGUUAACGAUUGUGGCGAUGGCAGCGAUGAACCUCGAUUUUGUACACGAUGUAACAAAACUUACUAUGGCGACAUUGGACUAACGUAUUCCCUGGAAUUACAUCGACCAAAACAGGAUAAGAUUCCGUACGUGUGUAUCCUGACAUUCACUGCCGCUGGCGGGAUUCAUGGCGACGUUGUUCAGGUAACCCUUGACAGUUUUACUAUUGGACGAUUUACAUCGUACGUGCACGAUGGAUGUCCUGAUGGGUAUAUGCAGAUUUCUGAAUCGGCGAGAACGCCCAUUGGCGGAAUGUGGUGUGGGUCGUCAUGGGGACCAGUGCUGUUCUAUAGUGAGACCAGAUCUUUGGUUUUCACUGUCAAACUUAACAGACUUGCCCGAGAUCAAAGUGGAUACAAUUUUGACUUUCGUAUACGUUACAAGGUCCUUUCCCGAGAUAGUGCAGUAACACGUUACGGGGGGAUUAAACUAGAAGAUUUCACUCCUUGGUAUAAUGUGAGCAAUUUCUUACAUCAAAAUGCCGUCGAGGAUUUCACAAAUUCCAGUGCUCGUUCGGAUCGCUAUGGGCAGGACUUUAGUUUGUUUAGUUCAUAUGUUAACGAUAAGUCCUUUACGAGCAUCCUUGAUAGGCCUGUGAUGAAGGACGACCAAAACUACACCGAACCCAAAUACUAUUUGGGAGACCUAAUCCCAGGCACCUAUUGUUCAAGAAUUUUCAGCGACUGUGAUAAAAAAGUUUGUCGUCUUCAAUCACCAAACUAUCCAGGAAUUUAUCCCAGAAAUUUAACUUGCUACUAUGCGGUGCGACAGCACGACGUGCCUGAUGGAAAACAUGCCCUCAUCCUUGUACGCCAGCCAAAAGGAAACCUCGUUUGGAUAUCCACUCAAGAGACGAUAGGUAAUAAGAUAGGGAAUACAAACGAAAAGGAUAAGAAAUUUGAACCUCGCCUCAAGACCUGGAACGAUUGUGACUACAUUCAGGACAGCCCAAACCCGAAAUGGAAAUCAACGGAUUACGUGACCGUGUACGACGGCUACACCAUUAGAGACCCGGUAAUCCUGAAGUUUUGUGGCGGUGGACAGAGCGUGCCGGCGGCAGUCUCCAGUGGGCCACAGUUAUUAGUUGAGUUCACAACGUCGCCGUUUGGAACAUUUACUGGAACCUCAUCCCAGAUCUUGCCUUUGCAUGGAUUCCAGCUUGAGGUUGAAGUUAAGUUCGUGGAUAUACAAAGUCCAACGUACGCGAAGAACAAGAAAUUGUGUGAAUUUUGGAUUCGUGGCUCGGGGCGUGGUAUCCUGGAGAAUCCCAAACACUCGCUGGCACCGAACACAACGUGUUUGUAUCAUUUACAAGGAACCGGAGUCUUCAAAACCUACGACCAUCUGAGUUUGCCUCGUCGCUCCGGGCAGCAAUAUCAAAUGCCACUGUCACGGUUCAAGGUCUGGAUAUCGAUGUUGAAAUUCAAUUUGGAUCCGGCAUUCGGGUUUCAGGAUGAGACAUCGGUCGGGGCUAUUGGAGUCCUUCAGACACACGAGGACUGCAGUGGAAUGUUGAGAAUUUGGGAUGGUGCCCUGAGGGAGCCGCCUGUCUGCAAGGAUUUGAAUUGUGAACGUGAUAUCCCUAACCAUCCUGUAUUGGCACAAUACGGCCAAAACUACACAAACGUCAUAGCCCGUUUUUGUCGAGGAACCGUUCCGAGAACUUGUGACCGAGCGAACAUCAACGAAACACAUGCACGUCCGUGUAUGGUUAGCGAGAGCUACGUAUCCAGCGGUGAUACCAUAACUCUCGAGCUUAGGAAUACCGAGUCAACAGUCCUAAGACCACUUGACUUCAAGCUUAAGUAUGAAUUUGUUGACCUGCAUCAGGAUGGCAUUCCAAUGGGUGGCGAACAUGACUGCAAUCGGAAAUUCGUUAGCAGCCAAAUGGAUCGAAAGGAUCCAGCUAUCUUCCGAAGCAUACGCAACAUAUUCAUGUUCGGUCGGGGGGGUACUCGAAAUCUCAGAUGCAUUUACAAAUUCGAAGGACAACGAGGCGAGCGUGUUCGGAUUAAGCUUAGGAAGGUGACCACAAUGAAUCGUAUGUGCACCUCGAAAGUGGAUGAGGACAUCAAUAGGUCAUUCUGUUACGGCAACACCAAUGUUCGUGUUGAGAUUUUCGAAAGACCCUAUCAUGAUUCGAUUCUGUUGCCACGUGGCUGUUUGUGCAAUUCUUCGAACGCAUCCCAUUUACCAGUUGAAUACACCUCAACCAGCAGGGACUUGGAAGUACAUUUUACAGCGCUCAACAUGACCACACUCGAUGACCCAGACGCAUUGAACUUCGAAGGACUCUUUGAAUUCGUCAAGGGACCAACAAGCUGCAAGGAUGGUCGAAGGAAAUUCGGUCCAAGUGGCACCAUCGACAUGACGUUCGGAGACAUGGACUGCCGCACCCGACCAUGGUUAAUCGAGCCUUCAAAUGGAAACAAGUUCUUGUACGUCCGGCUGAAGGGCAUCUUCCUGCGAAAGUACAGUCCGAAUAUACAUAAAACGAUUAAUGCCACAGUGAUAGGCACCAGCUCAUAUCGGUGCGAGACCAAGGCGAGAGUGGUGCUGACAACAUCUGAAGGACUCACAAUAACAGCAUGUCCUUUGGGUGAGAACUCGAAUGCAUAUGAAUUUGUGGAGAUAUUCAGUGCGGGCUGGAAUGAGAGGCCGAAUUAUGCAAUAGCCAACCGAUCGAAGGCUAUCAGUGUCGAGUUCCUCAGACCGGAUAAUGGUGAUUUCACAUUCAAUUGGAUGGAAUUGGUUCCUAGACCAGCCUUGGGCUUAGUAGAAGACUGUACAUUCAAGUGCUCCGAAUUGGGGGCAUGCGUUAAUGCUAGCGUGUGGUGUGAUGGAGUUGUGCAUUGUCCAUCCGGCGACGAUGAGUCGUUCCUGCAGUGUUCUGCCAUUAUGAAACUGCCAGCUGAAAUUUUAGCUACAUUGUGUAUCCUAAUGGUGCUGUUUUGCUGUGGGUUCGUUGCGUUCGCAUACAAAAAAAUCAAACGAAAACUGCGCGGGUCUUCAGUUCUACAAACACGACUGAAAUCUCUAAGUUCUAUGGAUACAGCAGUUUUUGAUGAAAAAGAUGUGAUUUGCUGACAAAGCGACAAUUCUGUACGAUAUGUGGAAAUAGAUCGUGUAACCACUGUCUGACCACAUUCAAUCAUUAUCGUACAGAAUUGUGCCCCGGAACAAGAGACUUUAUGUAAACAAUUACCAACAAAAACAACAACAACAACAAAAACAACCACACUACUAAAACUACUAAAAUAUUGUACCAUUAUAACUAUCAACUAAACUGACUAAACAAUACUAUAAAAAAAAUAUUGUAUUUUUUAAGUUUUGUUUCAAUUUUUAAGUUUUCUUUUUAAGUAUCUAACUAUAAUUAAAAUAAUUUUUUUACGAACAAAAAUUUAAAAAUAAAAUAAAAAAAUAAAGAUGUGUAUUUUCUAGUUAAAUAUUGUUAAACAAAAAACAUAAAAUAAAACUAAAAAACAAAAUAAUAAUUUAUUAAAACUGCAAUUAAAGACCAACGGUUUGGUACCUUCAAGAAAGCGGGAAAAAGUGAAAUAGAGAUGAAAUAGAAAGAGAAAGAAAAAUAACUUAAAUUUCAAUACAACUCUUGAACAAAAAACCAAAAAAUAUAAAAUUAUUAAGAAAAAUAGGUUAAUUAUUACUAAAAACAAAAAAGCAAACAUUUAAUGUGCCAGGAUUCGUAUUUUUUAGUCCUUAGGUAAAAUUAUUAAAAGAACAACAAAACAAAAAAAAAAAACGAAAGUCAACCGAAAUGACGCACAAAAUAUUUUAGAAAAAGAGUUAAUUCUAUAAAAACCAAAAAAUUUUAAAAAAUAAAACAAAAAAUCUCUGCGUCAAACCAACUGAAAAUUUUUGUACUACGUUUUAGUAAUACUGUUUAAAUUUAAACUAAGCCUAGAAAAACAAAAA